This is a messenger RNA of Penicillium pulvis, 1077 nucleotides long. Its product is annotated as aldo/keto reductase. The coding region runs from base 1 to 1077 and encodes 358 amino acids. The record is from RefSeq and is a predicted model, not a curated record. NCBI's taxonomy places the organism in Eukaryota, Fungi, Ascomycota, Eurotiomycetes, Eurotiales, Aspergillaceae. The transcript has 2 exons.
AUGUACGGAAUCCCUCUUCCACCAUCUCUCAAAGAGUCACUGGACGGUACCAACGUCGAAUACUGCCAACUGGGAAAAUCUGGCUUGCGAGUUUCCUGCCCGAUAUUGGGCGCAUUGUCCUUCGGACCCCCUCAGCCAGUCGCACCAUGGCUUCUAAACGAAGAGGCGUCACUCGAAGUCUUGAAAGCAGCUUACGACUGUGGCAUCAACACCUGGGACACAGCAAACGUCUACUCAAACGGGGCAAGUGAGGAGAUUAUUGGCAAGGCAAUCCAAAAAUUCAACAUUCCCCGGGAGAAGGUCGUGAUUAUGACGAAGUGCGCAUUCCAUGUUGGCGAAGAGAUAGACGUCAUCGGCGCGGCCUUCGCAGACGAACUGAACCAAAGCAAAGACUAUGUCAACCAAGGAGGCUUGACCCGGAGCGCUAUCUUCCAUGCAGUCGACGCCUCCCUAGCCCGUCUAGGAACCACAUACAUCGACCUACUGCAGAUCCAGCGCUAUGAUCCCCUAACACCACCCGAGGAAACAAUGAAAGCCCUACACGAUCUCGUACAGGCAGGCAAAGUCCGGUACCUUGGUGCAAGCUCCAUGUGGGCCACGCAAUUCGCCCAGCUGCAGUUUCUGGCCGAAAAGAACGGAUGGACCAAGUUCAUCAGUAUGCAGAAUUACUACAAUCUCUGCUACCGCGAGGAAGAGCGUGAGAUGAACCGUUACUGUAACGAGACUGGUGUUGGUCUUAUGCCCUGGUCGCCGUUGUUUGCGGGACGGUUGGCUCGUCCGGUUGGAAGUGAGAGUUCAGUACGAUCUAAGCGGCCCUCAUAUCACCAUGCUGGCUUGACCGAGGCCGACAAGACUAUCAUCGGGCGUGUUCAGACAGUUGCUGAGAAGAAGAACUGGAAUAUGAGCCAUGUUGCUUUGGUCUGGCUUAGGAGUAAAGGUACCAUUCCAAUUGUGGGUUGCACUUCUGUUGACAAGAUUGAGGAUAUGGGUGGGUUGAAAGGGAAGGUGUUGACAGAUGAAGAUAUGGCAUACCUGGAGGAAGCCUAUGAAGCGAGACCGGUAGCUGGUCACUUCUAG